This is a messenger RNA of Lolium rigidum, 354 nucleotides long. RefSeq lists its product as uncharacterized. NCBI's taxonomy places the organism in Eukaryota, Viridiplantae, Streptophyta, Magnoliopsida, Poales, Poaceae. The coding region runs from base 1 to 354 and encodes 117 amino acids. The transcript has a single exon. The record is from RefSeq and is a predicted model, not a curated record.
AUGGGGGAGGCGCCGCCGUGCAGCGUCGUGCCGCGCCGGGCCGCCGCGCAUUUCCGCCUGCCGCGCCGGGCCGCCGCGCAUUUCCGCCUGCCGCGCCGCAAGGUCCACGUCGUUCGGCUCGGAAACGGCGACGCCGGCGUACGGCGGGCGGGUUGCGCCCGCGGCCUCCGGGGCCGGAUCAAGCUCCGGUGGCUCAGCAACGCCAUGUGGCGGCUCGCCGGGAUCUGCGUGGCGGUGCUGUCGGGGCCGCCCAGGGUUUCCGACGCCCCGCCGCCGUGGACGGGCGUGGAGCCGUGCUUCGCGGCGCCGUUCGUGCCGGCCGUGCUGGUGCCGCGGGCGGGACAAGACUGCUAG